Molecule: messenger RNA, 1872 nt
Organism: Juglans regia (Persian walnut)
Lineage: Eukaryota; Viridiplantae; Streptophyta; Magnoliopsida; Fagales; Juglandaceae
Product: putative UPF0481 protein At3g02645
Exons: 1
Coding region: 2-1807 (601 amino acids)
Source: RefSeq, a predicted model, not a curated record
AAUGCACGUGGAUUUAUGCGACUUAAAUACAUGCAUCCUUCUUCCAACUCCCAUCUUCACUAAAUGCAUCAAAAACUGCUCCCACACCAUACCAAAACCUUCUUCGAUCUCUCCGAGAAAAACAAACAUGUCUUUUCCCAAAUCCAGCAUGCAAUCACAAUCUGAUUCCAAAUUCGAUGAGCUUCGAUGGGUUAUUCAGAUCCGUCGAACCCUCGAAGAAGACCUUGAUCAGGAUGAUGAUGAAGUUCCCGUGUGCAUUUUCAAUGUCCCCAAAGCUCUUUUGGUUUGCGCUCCAGAUUCUUAUAUGCCACAGCAAGUCGCUCUCGGUCCUUACCAUUAUUGGCGUCCGGAGCUCUAUGAUAUGCAGAGGUAUAAGCUAGCCGCAGCCAGAAGAAUUCAAAAGCAGCUCCAAAGCCGCAAGUACCAAAAUCUUGUCGAUCAACUUACACGGCUUGAUCAGAGGAUCCGAGCAUCCUAUCACAAGUACUUGGAUUUCAAUGGUGAGACUUUGGCGUGGAUGAUGGCCAUUGACGCUUCAUUCCUGCUUGAGUUCCUUCAAACUUACGCCAUCCAAGAAGGAAAGGUGCUGACAAGAGUUUCCUCUAGCAUGUCACACUUGGUGGACUAUGCAGGAAGGAAAUCAGCACAUAACGUAAUUCUUAGAGAUGUGGUAAUGCUGGAGAAUCAGAUUCCUUUGUUAGUGCUGAGGAAGAUGUUGGAAUUCCAGUUAUCAUCCCUGGAUUCUUCCGAUGAUAUGUUGUUUUCAAUGCUAAUGGGGUUCUGCAAAGAAAUUUCACCUUUUAAGCGGAUGGAAGAUCUGCCAAAGAUUCAGGUCUCCCAGGGCUCACACCUGCUAGACUUUCUGUACCAAAUGAUCGUGCCCAAAGUGGAAGAACCAUCCGAAAUCACCGAAGCUGGGGAUCGCGAUGAAGGCAUCGAAGGGAAGGAAAACUCUCCUACAGAUUCAAGUUACGUAAAACAAGCCCUCGAUGAGAUUUGGAAGCUGCUAUCGAAAAUAAUUGGCGGCCCAAUACGUCUAAUCAAGAAGUUUCUGCUGUCUAGGGCCGUAAAAGUCAUCCUAAAAUUGCCUUGGACAAUCCUCUCUAACCUUCCUGUAUUCAAGAUUAUAAAACAACCUGUGGAGUACUUCUUUUCGAAAACAGAAGUCAAGGCAGAAGACAAGGCUUCAAGCUCAAACGACAGCAUUAGCAAACCACCAUCGGUAGAGGAAAUCUCAAUCCCAUCUGUGACUGAGCUUUCAACAUCCGGGAUCCGUUUCUUGCCCACAAAUGGCAGCAUCUCAACCAUUGCUUUUGACGCAAAGACAGGCACGUUUUACCUCCCCACCAUUAGUUUAGAUGUCAACACGGAGGUCGUUUUGAGGAACUUAGUUGCAUAUGAAGCUUCGAAUGCAUCAGGGCCAUUGGUUUUUACGCGAUACACUGAAUUAAUGAAUGGAAUUAUUGACACUGAGGAGGAUGUGAAAACACUUAGAGAAAGAGGGAUCCUCCUGAAUCGUUUGAAGAGCGAUGCAGAGGUGUCAAACCUAUGGAAUGGAAUGAGCAGGUCUAUCAGGUUGACGAAAGUGCCAUUUUUAGACAAGGUGAUUGAAGAUGUGAACAAGCAUCACAGUGGUAGAUGGAGUGUUAAAGUUAGCAAUGCCUUCAAGCUUUACGUUGUUGGUUCUUGGCAGUUUCUCGCAUUGCUGGCUGUAAUUUUCUUCUUGCUCUUGAUGAUAUUGCAAGCGUUUUGCUCGGUUUAUAGCUGCACUCGCAUUAAUCUUCCAAUCAAUACCACUAGUACAUAGUGGCUUACCUCGAUCUGUGCCUCUCAUGUAUACUCCAUUAUACGAAUCGAAAUUGAUUACUGUUU